AUGGUUGCCACAGCAUCGGAUGAUGUAGAUGAGACUACGGCUCUUCUGGGCCCCAAUCGGGCCCCUGAAGAGGAAAAACCUCUACCAAAGGCUCAGAUCCUGCUACUCUGUUACGCACGGGCCAUCGAGCCCUUGGCUUUCUUCUCCAUCUUCCCUUAUGUCAGCCAGAUGAUCCAGGACAACGGGGGCGUCAAAGACUCGGAUGUCGGCUUCUACACUGGGAUCAUAGAGUCAUUGUUCUCCCUGACUCAAGCCAUCGUGAUGAUCUUCUGGGGCCGCGCGGCCGAUCGCGUCGGCCGUAAGCCGGUCCUGGUCUUCUCCUUAUUCGGCGUGACUAUGGCGACGGGUCUGUUCGGACUGGCAAAAACUAUCCCACAGAUGGUCCUAUUCAGGUGUCUUGCCGGUGUCUUUGCGGGGACUAUCGUCACAAUCCGCACGAUGAUAGCCGAGCACAGCACGAGCAAGACACAGGCCCGAGCGUUCAGUUGGUUCGCUUUCAGUGGGAACCUGGGCCUUUUCCUGGGCCCUUUGUUAGGUGGUAGUCUUGCCAAUCCAGCAGGCCAGUAUCCGGGUAUCUUUAGGGACACUGGGUUCUUCGCUGACUACCCAUACGCACUUUCAAGCCUGGUGGUAGCGCUGGUGGGGGCUACUGCUGCCUUGUCUAGUCUCUUCUUCGUCCAAGAGACCUUGAAAAUGGAGCCCGCUGCAUCGGGCUCCGACCGCGAUGAGGGACUAUCAACCUGGCAGCUUUUGAAAGCGCCUAAUGUGGGGAUAGUUCUCUACACAUAUGGACAUAUCAUGGUCCUUGCCUUCGCGUUUACAGCCAUUAUACCUGUCUUUUGGUUCACGCCCGUGUACCUCGGGGGAUACGGCUUCACUCCUCUACAGAUCUCGGUACUGAUGGGUCUGAACGGCGCCGCGCAAGCUACGUGGCUCCUCUUGGUCUUUCCCCCCUUGCAGAAGAGGAUCGGGUCGAACGGCGUGAUCCGUCUAUGUGCCUAUGCCUAUCCAUUCUUCUUCCUUGCCUGCCCAGCUGGUAACGCCCUUCUGCGACUGGGGACCGACGCAUCUGUGAAGACCUUCUGGGUGUUCAUGCCGAUCGCGCUCGGCAUCGGCUGUGGCGUCAGCAUGAGCUUCACGGCCAUCCAGCUCGUCUUGAACGACGUCUCUCCCUCGCCGAGAGUAUUGGGGACGCUGAACGCCCUCGCCUUGACCGGGGUUAGCGGGCUGAGGGCGUUUUGCCCGGCCCUUUUCACCACGCUCUUCGCCUUGGGCGCGAGGACGCAACUCGCCGGGGGGUACGCCAUCUGGAUCCUGAUGCUCUUGCUGGCUGUCGGGUUGUCGGUUGCUGCGAGAUAUCUACCGGAAAUCAAGGAGCCUGAUGAAUCUUCUUGA
Molecule: messenger RNA, 1395 nt
Organism: Aspergillus melleus
Lineage: Eukaryota; Fungi; Ascomycota; Eurotiomycetes; Eurotiales; Aspergillaceae
Exons: 1
Coding region: 1-1395 (464 amino acids)
Biological process (GO): transmembrane transport
Molecular function (GO): transmembrane transporter activity
Source: RefSeq, a predicted model, not a curated record